Molecule: messenger RNA, 2454 nt
Organism: Nematocida homosporus
Lineage: Eukaryota; Fungi; Microsporidia
Product: ATP-dependent RNA helicase DHX36
Exons: 1
Coding region: 1-2454 (817 amino acids)
Cellular component (GO): intracellular anatomical structure
Molecular function (GO): RNA binding
Source: RefSeq, a predicted model, not a curated record
AUGUUAGUAAGUUGUUUAAUCGAUGCGAUAGUUAAUCAAGUGAAAGAAAAGGCCGUUAGAGGGAAAGUACUUGUUAUUGUAGGAGAGACGGGUUCUGGUAAGUCGACAGAAGUUCCUAAGUUAUUAUUAGAUACGUAUGGGUUGAGUGGAGAUAAGUUAAGUUUAAGUGGAGAGAAGUUAAGUUUAGUAGAGAAGCAGUGUAGUUUAAGUAGUAAUAGUUUAGUAGAGACACAGUCUAAUAGUAAUAGUUUAAGUAGUAAUAGUAAUAGUUUAAGUAGUAAUAGUAAUAGUAAGUCAAGUAGUAAUAGUUUAAGUAGUAGUAAGUCAAGUACUAGUCAUAGUAAUAGUAAUAGUUUAAGUAGUACUAGUAAGUCAAGUAGUAAUAAUGAACUAAGUAGUUAUAGUAAGUUAAGUAAUAGCAAUACUAACCCAAGUAAUACUAACCUACGUAGUGGCUGGGAGGUGGUGGUGACUCAGCCGCGGAGGGUGGCGGCGGUGGCUUUGGCUCGGCGGGUGAGUAGUUUAAGUCCUGAGUUGGGGGUGGAUGGAGUGGGGUAUGCUAUUCGGUUUAAAGAUACUUGUACGAAACGGACUAGGAUAAAGUAUGUAACGGAUGGAGUUUUAUUGAAGUGGUUGGAAGGUGGUCGAGUGCUUGAUACGGUGGUGGUGGAUGAAGUGCAUGAACGUACGGUUAGGACUGAUGUAUUAUUAGGACUGUUGAAGGAUAGGAUUAAGAGUUUAAGGUUGGUGUUAAUGAGUGCUACGGCUGAGUUAGAGAUGAUUAAAGAGUACUUUACUAGGGAUGGGAUUGAAGUAGAGGUGGUGGAAAUUCCCGGGCGGAAGUUUCCAGUUGAGAUUAAGUACUUACCCCGGCGAUCUUCUGAUUACAUUCAAAUGGCCCAAACGGUCAUAUCUAUGAUAGUAAGGGGGUACGAAUUAGAUAAUGUCUUAAGUAAUAGUAAUAGUAAUAGUAGUAGUAAGUCAAGUAGAGAUAAUGCAAGUAGUAGUAACGCAAGUAGAGAUAACGCAAGUAAAGAUAACAAUCCCAUUGAUUUGAUAUUUAAAGAGAGUAAGACUAGUAAGUCAGUCUCAGAAUCAAAAUCAAAAUCAACCUCUUCUUCCCUAUCGCAAUCAUCGGCUGAGAUACUAAAGCUAAAUCAAGAUAAUGGUCUGGGAAUGGUUGGGGUGGGACGGAAGAAGAAUAGAGGAGUGAUUUUGGUCUUUUUAUCGGGAUUGGAAGAUAUUGAUGAUCUUUAUAAGUCGGUCUCUUUAUUGAGUGAAGUUGAAGUACUUAAGUUGCACUCGAGUUUGGAAGAUGCCGAACAGAAAAGGAUAUUCACGGCUAGGAGUCAGCGAAUUAGAGUAAUUCUAUCUACUAAUAUAGCUGAGACGAGUUUGACUAUUCCGGGAGUGCGUUGGGUGAUAGAUUGUGGUGUGGAGAAGAUAAGUGUUUCCCGGGAAGGGGUAGAAAGCUUAGGUAUUGUUAAGAUAUCUAAAUCUUCGGCGGAUCAACGAGCUGGUCGGGCGGGUAGAACUGGGCCUGGUGUGUGCUAUCGCUUGUAUACACAAAAUACGUACCAAAUGAUGGAUAAACAAGCGGCUCCGGAGAUUUUAAGGACUGAUAUUUCGGCCGUAUGUUUAUCUUUGAUAAGGAUGGAUAAAGAUCCUGGUAGUUUUGAUUUCUUGGCUAAUCCUGGGGAGAGUGCUAUUCUGGGCUCAUUAAGAGAGUUGUUUGUUUUGGGAUUGAUUGAUAAGGAGAAAAAGAUAACUGAAAUGGGUCGGAAAGUAGCUGGGUUUCCUCUUUCACCCUCUUUAGGGAAGUUUUUGGUGGCUGGUCGGACUUUAGGAGUAUCUUGUACGGUGGCUGGAGUCUGUGCUUUGUUAUCAACUGGUGCAUUGUUUGUGCUGCCGCCGGGUAGUGAGGCGGCUGUAAUGGAAAGUGUGGUGGAAGAUAGAGAAAAAGCUUCUGAUUUGACUUUAUGUGCGGCAUUGUUCUUCUCGUUUCUGCAGACUCCUUUGGAUAGACAGAAGAGUUUCUGUACUGGCUUGGGUGUAUCUUAUCGGGAGAUGAGAAAUGCUGAACGGAUUUAUCAGCAGUUGCUUGCUUUGGUCUUACCUAAGAAGGGUAGAAUGGACUGGAGAGAGGAAGUAUUGGGCGGCCGAGAUAUAUCUAUGACGGCUAGAUUGUGUGUUUUGCUUUCAGAGUCGGUAGCAGAUAGGUUGCAUCAAGCUGCAUCUGCGGCUUUCUUAACUCGUGUGGCCGAAAGUGCUGGUAGUGGGUCUUAUCUUCACUUAUACUCGAAAAACCAUGUUUGGAUUCAUCCGGGUUCAGUUAUGUUCCGUAAACGAGAGGGAGUUGUUGGGUUUGUCCUUUCAUCCCAAACUUCUAAACCCUACCUUCUUUAUGUCUUUCCGUUUACCAAUAGCAGUAUUGAGUUGAGUAGGGUUAAGUAG